This is a messenger RNA of Glycine soja, 1494 nucleotides long. RefSeq lists its product as uncharacterized. The transcript has 11 exons. The record is from RefSeq and is a predicted model, not a curated record. Lineage: Eukaryota; Viridiplantae; Streptophyta; Magnoliopsida; Fabales; Fabaceae. Bases 1 to 1494 code for a protein of 497 amino acids.
AUGUCUCGCAAAGAAAACCUCCUAUGUGAACUGCAUACAAAGAAAGGUACUUGGAAGAUUGUCGUGCGAAUAACUGAUAUAUGGCGUCUUAACAAACAUAAUGGUCGACAAUCCAUUGAGAUGGUGUUGAUGGACCAUACGGGUACAAAGAUUGGGGCAACUCUAUGGCAAGAAUUGUUCCCUGAAUUUGAGCCCAAGUUGCGUUGUGGUGGUGUAUAUGUUAUUCAGAACGUGAAGGUUGUUGAUACUCAUUCUGACUACAAAGUGAAUGCAAUUAAAUAUUUGGUUUAUUUUGUGAAGACAACGUCUGUCAAAGAGGUGGACAGACAUGAGAUUCCUCCUAAUGUUCAUGUCAUUACUUCAUUUGCUGAUAUAAUUUCAGGCGUUGCAAAACUUGAUACUUUAGUUGAUAUUGUGGGUGUUAUUGCUGAAGUGAUUGAACGCAAAACAGUUAAUCCAGCAUACAGAGUGACUGUCAAGUUGAGAGACAAUAGUCAUGUUGAGAUCAUCAUGACUGUGUGGGAGGAAUAUGUUCUUCAGCUGAAUGAUGCUAUUGAGAAAAACCAUUUUGGGCAAAAGCCAUUGGUUGUUAUGCUAACUCUUGCUAAGAUCAAAGAACCCAAGGACAAGUAUCCCCUCAGUGUACAGAAUAUAAAGCAUGGUUCGAAGUUGUAUGUGAAUGGUGACAAAAACGAAAUUCAACAAUUCCAUGAUAGUUUACGUGUGCCAUUUUAUAUUGGCGGUCUAGAUGAUGAGGGUGGUGUUUCUCAGUCACAAUCUACCCAGAAUUGCCAAGAUAAGUUUUUGCAUAAUGCUCAAAUAGUGAGCUUUGGUGCAAUAAAGACUCUGCGACAGGAUUGUUACUAUUUGACUGUGGGCACUGUCGAUGAGGUGAUGAUUGAUACUCCAUGGAGUCAUGACAGUUGUCCAUACUGUACAACCACUUUUGAUCCAUUAAAAAUAGGUGCAGCCUGCCGUUCGUGCCAGAAUCAUGUUACUCACACUAUUCCAAGAUAUAAGUUAGUUGUCAAGAUGGAACAGAAUGGGGAGAAGGCGAACUUCCAUUUUUGGGAUGCAGUAUGUAUCAAAAUAUUUGGUAAAACUGCAGAUGAAUGUCGUCAAGAUUUGAUUGCGAGUGGUGAUGAGAUCAAGGUGUUCCCUGCGUGUGUUGAUCAAUUGUUGGGUAAAACUUGGGUUGUCAGAUUCAAACACCGUAUACAGAUGCAACAAUCAUCCGUGUUGGAUUUUAGUGAACAGGAACAUCAUAUACAGUCAGUGAUAUCCACGCUAGGUCUACAGGAUGAACAAUGUAUAAGCAACAAGUCAGCCGAUGUUAGUGCUGCAUCUUCAUCACAACAAGAUUACCAUCCUACACCUUCAUUGUCAAAGUCAUCUGAAUAUGAUCCUGGAAAUGUUGCCUUUGUAAUUCUUGCAAAAAAAACGUCUGAUCAGCAAGGAAGUAGUCAGUUUGAUAGUGACAACUUCACAACAUAA